This is a messenger RNA of Suillus fuscotomentosus, 537 nucleotides long. RefSeq lists its product as uncharacterized. Bases 1 to 537 code for a protein of 178 amino acids. Lineage: Eukaryota; Fungi; Basidiomycota; Agaricomycetes; Boletales; Suillaceae. The transcript is spliced from 5 exons. The record is from RefSeq and is a predicted model, not a curated record.
AUGAAAACACAGCUGCACUCAGGCUAUGAUUGCGACCAAAAUGUCGAACUUGAAGGCAUUUUAGUGCCCACUACACAGCAAUCACACAGGAACUGCAGGCUGCUCCUUAUGAAGUGGAAGGGUAAAGUCAUGCUCACGGAGGAGAAAAAGAUGAGCGGGUCGUAUGCCAUCAACGUGCUCAAGAAGAAGUUUAUAAUUGAUAACGAUGAGGUCGAGAGAAAAAUGAGUAUCCUUGGCUGCUGCUCGGGAACGACAGCCGUUCCUACUUGGCUUACACUUACAAUCGAACAGAUCGGUGAUGCACAAGUCGGGUGCUCCUCUGGCAAGGUUGUCAAGUCUUUCCAUUUCACUGGCGUACACAACCUCGAUUGUGUCAUGCUUUGGAUUUGGCGCGACCUUUUCAUAGUCAUGCUUGCCGAUGGCACUAAGUGUCAGAAGUCUGCCAUUCCAGAUAUGCUAGAUGAUAUUUGCUCCCAAUUUGGCUGGAACGCCCUCAAGCUAUUACUCUACGGUGGUCAAAAAUGUAAGCUCCACUGA